Molecule: messenger RNA, 842 nt
Organism: Phlebotomus argentipes
Lineage: Eukaryota; Metazoa; Arthropoda; Insecta; Diptera; Psychodidae
Gene: mgr
Product: prefoldin subunit 3
Exons: 2
Coding region: 130-717 (195 amino acids)
Biological process (GO): tubulin complex assembly; protein folding; microtubule-based process
Cellular component (GO): cytoplasm; prefoldin complex
Molecular function (GO): tubulin binding
Source: RefSeq, a predicted model, not a curated record
AUAAAAUUAGUUGGAUAACACGGAUAGUCGGUCUCUUUCUGACAUGAUAUAUUCUCGAGAAAAUUUCUCCGAACAAUCUGUUUGAUUUUUGAUCAUUUUCUUCAAUAGAAUCGUGGUUGUUGUAUAAAAAUGUCCACAGUGGAGAUGCCUAAACUCUCUGAGAACCAGAAGACGUACGCUGGAAUCCCAGAAGCUGUGUUUGUGGAGGAUGUGGACACAUUCAUGGGCCAAGCUGACAAUGAUAACAACAGCGACAAAGUCCUCCGGAAGCUGGAUGAGCAACAUGGCAAGUAUAAAUUCAUGGAGCUCAACAUCGCAACGAAACGGCGAAAGUUGAAGCAGCAGAUUCCGGACUUGGCCAAAUCCCUCGAGAUGAUUAACAUUCUGAGGAACCAGGGGGACGACAUGGAGACACAGUUUCUACUGAGCGAGCAGGUCUUCGUGAAAACCACUAUUCCACCUACAAAGACCGUCUGUCUGUGGUUGGGAGCUAACGUUAUGCUGGAAUAUCCUCUUGGAGAAGCAGAAGAGCUGCUCAAGCAGAACAUGGAUUCUGCCAUCGUGAACCUCAAAUGCCUGGAACACGAUCAAGACUUUUUGAGGGAUCAGCUCACUACUACCGAGGUGAACAUGGCACGUGUCUACAACUGGGAUUUAAAGAGGAGACAGGCCGCUAAUGCCAAGGCAAUCUCCACCACAACACCUGCCAGUUCAUAAUUCACCACAACAUCACACCUUUGGCAUCCUUCACGCAUCCCGGAGUCAUUUCUUGUUGCAAAAUUUUGUAUUUUAAUGCUUCCUGCAGAGAUUCUCAAUAAAACUUUUAUUAAUCCGCAUAACAA